UGCAGCCAUAGAGGCAGUGGCAAGCUAGCCGAGCGAGGGGAGGAGCCUGAGGGGCUUUGGCUUUUCGAGCUUCCUCCUGAUGUCACCGCUCAGCUGCUGCACUUCAGUGUCCAUGUGAAGGGAAGACGGCCCCUGCAGGGAGGGGAGGGGGAGACGGGAGAGGGUCGGGCUGUGUGCACAGUGAAAGGCCUCCAAGUCUGCACAGCGCCUUAGUCAGUAAUCACUUGGCAAGUGGCAACAAUGGGGCCCGGCUGCCUGAGAAAAUCCCCAUCUGCAAGACGUUUGCGGCUGAAAUCAGGCCUGCUGAUGCUGUGAAUGCAUUUUAUGUGGCUGGGAGAGAUAGAGACAGAGAGAGGAGGAAGAGGAGAGGACAGAGGGGGAGAAGACGUGUGGGGUGGUGGGCUGUGAGAGGGGCUGGAAUGCCAUUGUUCGAGCUCGCCGCUCUGUGCUGCAGAGAGGGACAGCUGCCUCUGAGGCCUGCUAGCUCAUGUGAGACAGGUCGUCCAGCUCAAUGUGAGACAGGCCGUCCAGCUCAAUGUGAGACAGGCCGUCCAGGUCAAUGUGAGACAGGCCGUCCAGGUCAAUGUGAGUCCCCCCCUGCCCCCAUCCUCCCCGUCCCCACAGACAGACAGACACACAGACAGACAGACAGGUGGGUGCAUGAACUCAGCCUGCUGGGAGUCAAGGGAAGGAGGAAUUUUCGGGGAGUGGCGUCUCAAAGCUUCCUGUUUCCUCUCCUUGCUCUCAAAGAAAAGGGGCCCAAGACGCCGCUCAGAGCUGGAUGUCAGAGAGGGAACGAGCUUUGUGUGGCUCCUGGUGCGAGCGAUGACGCACAGGCCCCGUCCCAGGUCAGAUUGAGGGAGCAGUUGUUUAGGUGCAGCCUCGAACAAGACGUUACAAGCUAAUGGGUCAGUGGAACGGGGAUGAGGCUGAAGACGUGUACAGUCAUAGGGCUGUGACGCAGUGAGAGGGGAUGGGUGAGUCAAUGUUGCUCUCUUAGAAAAGGUUUGUAUUCUUAGGAAUAUUUAGAUCUAGACGAUUAACUGGAACUUUUGGAGCCAUGACACAUUGAGACAUAUAAAGUUCAUAAACUGGGUGUUCUGUUAAUAUUCAUGUUAUUAUGCAGAAGCUUUUAUUUUCUUGAAUCCUCCCUCAGAACUAUAAUAUAUCAUUAGAAACUGAACAAUGAUGUUUUACAGUUUGGCUGCUACUGGUGUAGUGUUAAGUCCCAGUGUAGUGACAAGUUUCCAAGUGACAUCCACAGCUUUUACACAGCAAAACACCUCAGUCAGUUUUUAGGGAUGUGUAUUUAUUAUUAGAUUUAUUUGCCAUUUGUUUGAAAUAAGGAAUUAGCUGCUCAUUCAUUCAUUUCCUCCACCGAGGAGGUUAUGUUUUCACCCCGGUCCAUUUGUUUGUUGGUUUGUUUGAUUGUAAGCAAGUUUUCACAAAAACAACUGAAUGGAUUUCCUUAAAACCUGCUGGAAGGAUGUGUUAUAGGUCAGAGCAGAAGAGGAAAGGGCGUUAUUCAACAGGUUCACUCUUUUCCUAGGGAAUAAUUUAUGGAUCUUGAUGAACAAAAUCAGGCAUAUUCAGGGAAGUGAUGUCACUGAGUGUGUGUAAUGUGGGAACUGUUGGCCCUUGGCGGAGGUUUGAGUUCCACUGAAACUCUAGUUUUUACAGUAAUUCAACGUGUAGGUGCUUGUACUGUCAUCGAUGACGUCACUGCUUGAUUUGUCACACAAGUCCUUCUUCUCGGAACUCCAUCAGUCGCCAAUGAAAUCUAGAAAAGUGGAUGUAGAGCUUCUAUUCAAGAGGCACAGUGCAGCAUUAUGGACAUGGAGAGCAGCAUCUAAAAUGAACUGAAGUUAAAAACUAUCUGAUGAUAGAAUAAAACAGAAAGUCUUGAUUGUCAUUGUACAAGAGAAAGAUGUAUAGUGACAUUAGAGGUCCUAUGUCCUAAUAAAUCUGAAAGUGAACUGAUGGCAAGAAUGGCUGAUGACCUGACUUUUGACUUUGAUUCCUGACAAAUCAGUUUUUAGAAGGUGGAAGACAACGACCACAACGGACCAAUACCUGAAACGUUACUGUUGCAUGAAAUACAGAUCGGUGCUCUUCUGUUAGCAUCGUUGAUUGACCACAUUAAAGUGCUGUUUGUGUGUGACAGCUGUGUGUUUUUCCAUGUAAAUAAGCACACAAUCCUUUGUGUGCUUAUUUACAUGAUGACAGAUGUACAACCUGCCAGUGGCACGCUCACAUAAUCUGCGCUUGACCCAGUGAUACAGUUUCAUGUAACAGUAUUUUGAUCGUGCCUGCUGCCUCUAGACGGCAGAAUCGCCAGCGGGACGGAAACAAGAUGCAUAAUAAAACAUAUACUGAACUUUUAACUCUGUAAACUCAGACAUGUUGGCUCUGAUGCUGCACAGUUGUCUUGGCUGAGAGCUCUGCCCUGUGGUGUUAAUUACAUGUAUUAAUUUUUCUUACACUUCAUCAUCUCGAUUAGGAUUUUCCCUUUUUAAAGAGUCAAACAACCUCUGGCUAUUCGGAUGUUUGCCGGAAAAAGAAAAUGGCUCAUCCUGCAGACACCGUUUCAUAAGUGAGGGGAAGCACAACAAACGCCAGCAGAUAGAUGCAGGCCUUGGAUAACAUUAACAGCUUUAUGACUCAUUUCUUCCCGGUGCUCAUGCUGAGGGGUAAGUGGUCCCCGUGCCGCCUCUGAAUGUCCGUCACCAUGGCGAAGCGUGAGACCGGCAGCGCCAGCCCCGUGGUCAGGCAGAUAGACAAGCAGUUCCUGGUCUGCAGCAUCUGUUUGGAUCAUUAUCACAACCCCAAGGUGCUGCCUUGCCUGCACACCUUCUGCGAGAAAUGUCUACAGAACUACAUCCCUCCCCAGUCUUUGACGCUGUCGUGCCCCGUGUGCAGACAGACCUCCAUCUUGCCAGAGAAGGGCGUGGCAGCCCUGCAGAACAACUUCUUCAUCACAAACCUGAUGGAGGUGCUGCAGCGAGACCCCGAGUGCAGCCAACCUGAGGCCUGCAACGUGCUUGAGUCGGCCAGUGCAGCUACGGCCUGUCAGCCCCUCUCUUGUCCCAACCAUGAGGGCAAGGUGAUGGAGUUUUACUGCGAGUCGUGUGAAACCGCCAUGUGUCUGGAGUGCACGGAGGGAGAACACCGGGAACAUGUGACGGUUCCUCUGAGGGACGUGCUGGAGCAACACAAGUCCGCACUCAGCAAUCAGCUGGACACCGUGCGCAACAGACUACCUCAGUUGACGGCUGCCAUCGAGCUUGUGAAUGAAAUCUCCAAGCAGCUUUCGGAGAGGAAAGAUGACGCCGUGACUGACAUCAGCAACACGUUCGACGAGCUGGAGAAGGCGUUACACCAACGCAAGACGGCCCUGGUCACUGAGGUGGAGAACAUCUGCAGCACCAAGCAGAAGGUGCUUCAGGUGCAGCUGACCUCUUUGCUUCAGGGCAAAGAAAACAUUCAGAGCAGCUGCAACUUCACGGAGCAGGCGCUGAGCCACGGCAGCGCCACGGAGGUGCUGCUGGUCCAGAAGCAGAUGGGCGAGCGGGUCAGUGCCCUGGCACGACACACCUUCCCCGAGCACCCUCACGAGAACGGACAUCUCGAAUGCCAGGUGGAGACGGACGGACUGAGGCGCUCCAUCCAGAACCUGGGAGUCCUGAUCACAACGGGGGCCGUGGGCCACACGAGCGUCGCCACCGGUGAGGGCCUGCGACACGCGCUGGUCGGCCAGCACACCACCGUCACGGUCACCACUAAAGACAAGGAUGGAGAACUGGUGAAAACUGGGAACGCUUCUCUCAGGGCAGAGAUCAUCUCUGCGGAUGGAGCGUGCACCGAAGCAGAGGUGGCGGACAACAAAAACGGCACCUAUGAGGUUGGAUACACCAUCCGCACGGAGGGAGAGCACACCUUCUCCCUGCUGCUGUACGAGCUGCCCGUGAGGGGGGGUCCUUACCGGCUGCGGGCCGUCAAACCGUCCGACGUCCUGCAGUCGCCGGAGGACGUGAAGAGAAGAGUGAAGUCCCCGAGCGGAGGGGGGGGUCAUGUCCGACAGAAGGCCGUGCGCAGGCCCUCCAGCAUGUACAGCACCACCAAGAAGAAGGAAAACCCCAUAGAGGACGAGCUGAUCUACAGAGUGGGAACAAGAGGUCGAGAUAAAGCAGAGUUCACCAACUUACAAGGAAUCUCCACCUCCAGUAACGGUCGGAUUGUGGUGGCGGACAGCAACAACCAGUGCAUACAGGUCUUCUCAAACGACGGCCAGUUUAAAAUGAGGUUCGGCGUCCGGGGCCGUUCCCCGGGGCAGCUGCAGCGCCCCACGGGGGUCACGGUGGAUGUGAACGGCGACAUCAUCGUGGCCGACUACGACAACAGGUGGAUCAGCAUCUUCUCCUCGGACGGCAAGUUCAAGAGCAAAAUCGGCGCCGGGAGGCUGAUGGGACCGAAAGGCGUCGCCGUGGAUAAGAAUGGCCACAUCAUCACCGUUGAUAACAAAGCCUGCUGUGUCUUCAUCUUCCAAGCCAACGGGAAGCUGGUGACCAAGUUCGGAGCAAGAGGAACUUCAGACAGACACUUUGCAGAAAAAAGUGGUGCAAACAUUGCACUGGAGCAAAAGAUUAGUAAAUCUGGCCCUGUUUUCAGUCCUCACUUUGUGGCCGUAAACAACAAGAAUGAAAUUGUGGUAACAGACUUCCACAACCAUUCAGUUAAGGUGUACAACGCAGACGGGGAGUUCCUGUUUAAAUUCGGUUCCCAUGGAGAAGGGAAUGGACAGUUCAACGCUCCGACGGGCGUGGCCGUCGACGCCAACGGAAACAUCAUCGUUGCAGAUUGGGGCAACAGUCGGAUCCAGGUGUUCGACAGCUCAGGGUCCUUCCUGUCCUACAUCAACACGACAGCGGACCCCCUGUACGGCCCCCAGGGCCUGGCCCUCACGUCUGAUGGUCAUGUGGCAGUGGCCGACUCCGGGAACCACUGCUUCAAGGUCUACCGCUACCUGCAGUAGAGACCUGAGGCGCGCCAUCCUCACCACUGCAAAGCACUGACAAACGACAACAACCAAUGUAAUCCACAGGGUGCAACGACCUUUCCACUGCAGCCUUUUGAUGUGCACAUCAGACCAUCUCCCCGGAUAUAAUUACGUGUCUGAACCUGAGUUUUAAUCUUAAUGACGUGUAGUGGAGGUUGGUUUUUUAAAGUUGGGUGAUGUAGCGUCUUUGGGACAAGUCGUGGACAUGAAGCUAUGGACUGGUUUUUAGAGAGAGUGCAGAAGCUUUCUCGCGUCGUUGCCCCACAGAUUGUGUGAGAGCGGACACGGUAGGUGGUAGAAGUAUUUAUGAGCCAUAACUCGUCCAAAUGCAUGAAGUUUUCUUUGAUCUCGACGCCUAGGCAACAGCACAGUGUACCCAUCCGUUGCUUUUCUCAUCAACUAGUAGAUGCUUACAGUGAAGUGAACAGCGCUGCGCUUUCUUUAGCAAUGAAAUGUAAAAAAUAAUAAUCAUUUAGGGACAUCUCACGUGACAUAAUCACACCACCAUCCGUGCAUUGAUUUGCUGUAUGUACUGUAUAUACAUAAAUGUAUAUUGUGUAUAUUAGAUCACUCGGUAUGUGCUAUGAAUUUGAAACACGGGCCUUUUGGCUCAGGGGAGAGCAGCAGUCAAGGACUUUCUAGGAUUUUAAACGUGUGUAUGGCAGCUGUUUAAAAAUACAAAAACAAAGAUUGUGCUUUUCCAAACAUACCCAGCACUUGCUGAAUAAGAAGAAAUGUGUCAUAUUUAUUGCUAAUGUAAGCAGCACAAUAAUCCUUUUUUUGUUAAUGUCUGUUUUAAAGGGAAAAAAAACCAAACAAAACGAUAAAAAAAGCUAAUUUAUUUUAUUUUAUACACUAGUUCAGCAUUUACAAAUUAUUUUUCUAAACGGGUGUGUGCUUUCUUUUCACACUUUUCACUGUAAAGGAGAAUUCACAAUCCAGCAAAAAUCAGUGUUUGUGCACAUAGGGAAGCAGUUUUCUAAAACUAGUGACACUUUUUCUUUAUUUUCAUUUGGGAUUUCAUCAAAAUUUACAGUUUCUUACAGAUGAAUGGCUGAAGAUUUCAAGAAUGGUUUCAUAGAAUCCAUUUUUUUUUUUUUGUGGCUUUUUCCAAACCGGAUUCAGAAAUAACACAUAUCUCAGGAAAUCCAUUCAUAUCACAAACAAACAAUAGAAACAAAAUGGUUUCAUAGAUUUUUAGAUUUUGUGAGAAAACUGCUGACUUGUGCAAAACACGAGAUUAUAAAACUAUUGGAAUGGAACAUGAAUUCUGUUUUACCAUCUUUUUGUCUGUUUUGUUUUGUUUUGCUUGCAAAUAGGAAACCAUGACAAAAGUAUUACAUUUAUAAGACAAUAUUUACCAGAAACCUCAUCCUGGAUUCGGCUGUCUGAACAAAAAAAAAUCGCUGUUAUAUCCCAGUUUCUGCCUGAACUGUAUCAAGCCAUGUAGAGAAACCCCGUGUACCAGUAGAGGUGUUGCUGCUCCUGCUUCUCCCAGUGUUCAAUCUCUGUAAUGUCAAACGAAACCCCUGGUGCCAGAGCAGAUGAAGAGAGCAGGUGCGGGAAGGACGGCAGCUUCCUGGUCUGAUAUAAUCACCAACACCAGCAGGAUGUGACCUGCUUUCACCAGUUAACUCAACCAGGAAGCUGCGGUUUCACGUGCGCCUGGUCUGUCGUUUGACUCGUUGCCAAACAGGAGCCCGGACAUCUUUUAUAGACUCGAGGGGUUCCACCUUUUUAGAGACGUGUCCGAAGCAUUUUAACCUGCGCUCUUUGUGUCACACCACUACAAACGAUUUUUUGUUUUCUUUAUGAAUAUGCACUGGUAAUAAAAGCACAUGGUUUACUGAU
Messenger RNA from Hippoglossus stenolepis (Pacific halibut), 6907 nucleotides. Its product is annotated as tripartite motif-containing protein 3. Gene Ontology annotation, biological process: proteasome-mediated ubiquitin-dependent protein catabolic process; negative regulation of translation; protein polyubiquitination. Bases 2717 to 5032 code for a protein of 771 amino acids. The record is from RefSeq and is a predicted model, not a curated record. The transcript is spliced from 13 exons. Gene Ontology annotation, molecular function: translation repressor activity; zinc ion binding; ubiquitin protein ligase activity. NCBI's taxonomy places the organism in Eukaryota, Metazoa, Chordata, Actinopteri, Pleuronectiformes, Pleuronectidae.